Molecule: messenger RNA, 1560 nt
Organism: Rhinocladiella mackenziei CBS 650.93
Lineage: Eukaryota; Fungi; Ascomycota; Eurotiomycetes; Chaetothyriales; Herpotrichiellaceae
Exons: 1
Coding region: 1-1560 (519 amino acids)
Biological process (GO): protein stabilization; protein folding
Cellular component (GO): cytoplasm
Molecular function (GO): protein kinase binding; protein-folding chaperone binding; heat shock protein binding
Source: RefSeq, a predicted model, not a curated record
AUGCCGAUUUCCUACGAUAAAUGGGAUAGGCUCGAAGUAUCAGACGACUCCGAUGUUGAGGUCCAUCCCAAUGUCGACACCAAAAGUUUUAUCCGAGCAAAGCAACGUCAGAUCCACGAACAACGAGCCCAGCGAAAGCACGAAAUAGAAACUCUCAAAUAUGAACGGAUCAUCAACGAUGGCCUCUUGGAACGCAUCAAUGCCCUUCUGGAUGCGCUAAAGAAGCACCAAGACGAUGCAAACAAGAAGAAUCCUGAUGAGAUUGUAUUUCAGUCGCUGAUCGAGAGCGCCGGCGAUCCUGCCAAAGAUGAACCACCCAAACCACCAGAGGGCAUUUACACACACGAGAAGGAACCACAACCACGCUAUUCCCGGAUGAUGGGGACUUUGGUUGACCAAGUGAAGAAGGAGAUCGAUGAGAAGAAGUCGACAGAUCGCUACAAGGAUUUUGUGGAGGGAGUCGGUGGCCACUUGACAAAGGUUCAGAAGCUACAGCAAGAUUUGCUGAAGCGACUGGCGCAGUUGGAAAAGGAAGCGAAAGCCAAGAUUACGAGUGAGGAUAUACAUGAUGGUUUUAAUUCCUCCCAUGUGAACAAAUCGAAACCGAAAGCCACCGAGAAAGAGAAACCCAGAGAGACAACCAAAACAGUCGAACUAAUAAAUGCACCCAAAGGGUUAAGCUCGGCGACACGAGAUGCCCCCAAACCCCCAGAUGUUACCGUCUCUUCCGGCGCGGAGGCAGAUAUCGAGGAUGAUGCACUGCUUGACAAACAUGAAGGCGAAGAAGGGGACGGAACGAAUCUGAAACUUACGCCGGAGGGCAAACAGUUUGCCAAAAUCAAGCUAGGUGACUACCGAGCAUGUCUCCAAUUCAUCUCGGAGCAUCCAGGAAUUAUGAAUGAACGAACACAAGACGCAUUGAUGAUCGAAGCAUUCAAUGCCCAAAUGAAGGGUCAAGAUACCUAUGCUCGAACUUGUGUCCAUCAGAGUCUUCUCAUUCAAUAUUGUCGGCAACUCGGCCGGGACGGUGUUGCAAUGUUUUUCAGGCGCAUCACAACAAAAGGUCAUCAAGCCCAGCAAGUCUUCAACAAAGAUCUAGCCGAGACAUAUGGUCGUAUCAGAACUCGAGCAGCAGAAUUAAGCAAGGAGGAAGGUAAUGAUCCAGCUGGAGUGGAGCAGAUCCAACUGCAUGCGGUUGAGCCUGGCACAGAAAUCCACAUCAACGUCCCACAAGCUGGCUCGGAGGAUCCUGUUGAGCAGCAAGCGCGUGAGAUUUUCGACCGUUUCCCACCAGGGCUGCAACGUGCUCUCGAAAGUGGCAGUCUGGACGAGGUGAACUUGGUGCUUGGAAAAAUGAGCGUCGAUGAGGCAGAAGAGAUUGUGGAAUUGCUGGGCCAAGGUGGAAUGCUGAGUCUUCAAGAAGGUGUCAUUGAUGCUACCAAUGAGGAGGGUCAGAGGAGAUUGAAGGAAAUUGAGGAAGAGGAGAAACGAAAGAAGUCGGAGAAGGGCAAAAGCGUCGAGGUAGAGAGUGAGCCUGGUGAGGCUGUGGAGGCGUCCUAG